This is a messenger RNA of Ipomoea triloba (trilobed morning glory), 942 nucleotides long. RefSeq lists its product as uncharacterized. The coding region runs from base 269 to 778 and encodes 169 amino acids. The transcript is spliced from 4 exons. Lineage: Eukaryota; Viridiplantae; Streptophyta; Magnoliopsida; Solanales; Convolvulaceae. The record is from RefSeq and is a predicted model, not a curated record.
UAAAGUAUACCAAAAACAAUUUAAGUUGAUUUUUGUUUAAAGACAAGCGCAUAAACAAGUAGCAAAGCAGGUUUCUCGAGAAGCAGAAAGAGUGAGGUUUACCUCAAAGAGAAGAGACCAUGCCCUGAAUCCAGAACCAGCGAAGCUAAUUGUACAUUUCGCUUCGUCAAUGGAAUAAAACAUAUUCCUUAUCCACGGCAGAAGUCAGUCACAGGAAGCGACAAACAGCGGCGGCGGCUAAUAUCGACGGCGAAAUUCACCACAGAUUAUGGAGGCGAUAAGAGCAGCCACAAAGUUUUCACUCAGCGCCGUGCGAUUGGAAUCCGGCAGCAGCUCAGACAACGGCACUAGACCUUCUCCACACGAUCGGAACGCAGCUCCCCUUCUCUCGGUUUCCAAGCCUUCGUGGAUCGUCAGAACUGAGUCAAAUAUCCGAAGAGAACGAAGACAGAAGCCUGAUCCUCCUUGCGUUGUCUGCAGAGGGAAUGGCAGAGUGGAGUGCUACGAUUGUAAUGGAAGAGGAAGGACAAAUUAUGUGGAUCUGGAGAUGCUUCCGAAAGGAAAGUGGCCAAAAUGGUGUAGGGCUUGCGGUGGAAGUGGGAUGAACCACUGUUCUCGCUGCCUCGGGACAGGGGAGUAUCGCUAUAUACUGGGAUUCGGGUUAACGCAUAGACAAUCUGGUGAUAAUGAGCAUGGCAGAAUAGGUGGAGGUGGUGAUAGAAGAAGACGGAUAAGAAGUGCAGAUGAUUUGCUUGUAAAUGAUGAAGAAUGCUUGUAAUUCAUAGUAGUAGUAGUUAUAGGAAUGUAAGAGCAAGCAGUUUCAGUCUGGAAUGAUAUUUCUGUAGUACAUUGUCUCAGCUAGAACCAUAUUGGCUUACAGUUUGUGUAUGAAUUCUAUACAUUCUGCACCUGAGAUUUAUACAGACUUUAUGUUUUGAGGUA